AUGCCGUCUUUCUUCGCGCCAGGCCAUGGCCUGCCAACGCCUCCUCACGUCAACAGCGGUGGUCGCCUGGAUGAACCUGCGUUCUACCCCAUUGGACAUGCGGCGUUCCCUCCUCGCUACCACCAGAGCGGCUCCGACUUCAUCGAGCAAUACUCCCAGUCCCUGUGCUACGCCAAGCCGAACCCCAUGAGCCUUCACCCGGCGUCAGCUCACCCCAUGCACAGUGCCCGGGAGAUGCAUAAUCUGGGCUCUCAGCCCAUGUAUGGUCCGAUGGCAACGGCGUUGCCUCCAAUCCGGACGAAUGUUCAACUGCCGCCUAUGGACAGUGCCAUCCCGCCGCAGUAUCGCCGUCAGGAUCUCGCCCCGAUGCACUCGCAGCAACAGCCGGAGCAGCAGCAGCCCCGCAAGGAGGAGAAAGCUACCGGCGGUGUCGCCGCCCAUCUGGAUUACGAGAUGGAUCGCAUGUCCGACUUCGUGGCGGAAAUGACCCAGGGAAUGUAUGAUUUGUACAACACCAAGAUCACCCUUGCAGAUAUUGACUUCGCGCGAAGCAUCUCCCCAGGAUCUACAGUUCCCCCCCAGUUCCGGAAAUACGUCUAUCAGAUCUUAUCCUCCACUCGCCUCCCAAGCUCGACCAUCCUGCUGGGUCUCUUCUAUCUUUCCAGCCGCAUGCGCAUGUUGUCCGCCCAGCGGGUCUUCCACACCGGCAGUGGCCAGGUUUACCGUAUGCUUACGGUGGCCCUUCUGCUGGGAAGUAAGUUCUUGGAUGACAACACCUUCCAGAACAAGUCCUGGGCGGAAGUCAGCAACAUUCCCGUGGCGGAGCUGAACAAGAUGGAGCUGGAGUGGCUCUUCGCCUUCGAGUGGAAGAUCCACGAUCGCAUUUAUGACCAGCAGGAUGGAUUUGCUUCGUGGCGCCGACACUGGGACAACUGGCGUGCCAAGGCCAACGUCCGGGCUCAAGAAUCGUCUCGUCAAACCCUGACUCCCCUUGACACUAACGUUGUCCGACACCAGGCCUCUGUCGCGAAGCCCCUGAUGUCCCCCGAGGGCCCCAUCCCCCCGCAGUACCAGCGCAGCUCCCAUAUUGAGAGCUCCUGGCUCAACCCUGCCGCAUCCGAGUACUCGCCGCCAUCGGCUCCUCACAGCGGCCCUAACACCCCUGACUACUACUCAGUCGGUCCAUGGGCCUUUUCGAACCCACCGCCGCCUUACUCCCGAGGGGCCUGGAUUCCUCCACCACAGUAUAUUGCCCAAUCAGCACCGCGCUCACAACCCCCGUCCUACCAUCACACUCCUGCGUAUGGUCUUCCCUUCGCCCAGAGUGUGUGGACUGGUCAUGGUUCAUCGUGCGGCUGCAUGUACUGUGCAAAGCAUCUUGAGCACUACAUGUCUAACAAUUUCCAUGCCCUGCAACCCAUUGUUGCAGGCUAA
Penicillium macrosclerotiorum is the source of this 1434-nucleotide messenger RNA. RefSeq lists its product as uncharacterized. Gene Ontology annotation, biological process: regulation of cyclin-dependent protein serine/threonine kinase activity. The record is from RefSeq and is a predicted model, not a curated record. Gene Ontology annotation, cellular component: cyclin-dependent protein kinase holoenzyme complex; nucleus. Gene Ontology annotation, molecular function: protein kinase binding; cyclin-dependent protein serine/threonine kinase regulator activity. Bases 1 to 1434 code for a protein of 477 amino acids. NCBI's taxonomy places the organism in Eukaryota, Fungi, Ascomycota, Eurotiomycetes, Eurotiales, Aspergillaceae. The transcript has a single exon.